CACUCUGACAGGCAAGAGGCACCUUGUUUCAUUCAUGGUCACCUACGGGCCAAGUCUUAUUCCAAGGCGCUCGACACGGAGGAGUCGCGCCAAUGUGAAAGGACACAGCCGAGGAGAUUUUCUUCUGUUCACUGUGCACUGUUCACCGUCCACUGGGCUUUUCUUCAGCUGCAGCCAGUGGUGACUCCAGCCCCGCUGCAGAUCUCUCCUGAGGGAGGGUUAUGCACUGAAACCUCGUCUCCUGAGGGCGACUUUGUGCCGCGGUUGGAGACGACAUGGCGUCAGUCGCGGCGGAGGAAGACGAUGGAGGCGUUCCGCUGGACAUCGACAACGUGCACAUGCUCCUGCAAGUGGAGCAUGAACAGAUUCAGAGAAGAACGUUCACCAACUGGAUAAAUGCUCAGCUCUCUAAGAGACGCCCUCCCUCCUGCGUGUCGGACCUCUUUUCCGACCUCAGAGACGGGUCCCGGCUGCUCGACCUGCUGGAGGUGAUGAGUGGCCAGACUCUGAAAAGACAAAGGGGCCAGGGGUUUUUCCAGCAGAGGGCGAACAUCGAGUCAGCGCUGGAUUUCCUCAGGAAAAAAAAUAUCAAACUGGUGAACAUAAACAUCCCAGAUAUCAUAGACGGACGACCCUCCAUCGUCCUGGGCCUUGUAUGGACCAUCAUUCUCCACUGUCACAUCGAGGAGCUGGCCAACGCUCUCUCGUUCAGCUCUCGCCAUUCGUCCCUCGACUCCCUGGCCAGCCUGGACUCCUGGUCCGGCAGCCCCGUCCCGGUAAGUCCGGUCCCGGCAGGCGGGACAUCGCCCCUGCACAGACGCUUCCGAGUGUCCGCCAAGAAGGCCCUGCUCAUGUGGGUCCGGGACCAAUGCCAAAAGGUCGGCAGCUCGGUCAGCGUGAAGGACUUCAAGUCGAGCUGGAGGAGUGGAGAGGCGUUCUUGGCCGUCCUGUGUUCUCUCAGGCCGCAGCUGGUCGAUCUCUCGCUGGUCCAGUCGAGGAGCCACCGGGAGAACCUGGAGGAGGCUUUUCACCUGGCGGAGCGGGAGCUGCACAUCCCCCGGCUGCUGGAGCCUCAGGAUGUUGAUGUGAAGGAUCCUGAUGAUAAGUCCAUUAUGACGUAUGUGGCCCAGUUCCUACAGUACUCCAACGACAUGCCGGCACCUGAUGACCACCUGCAGCUGUUUCCUCAGGAUCAGCCCUUCUGCUUCUCACCUGUGAAUGUUCCCGCUCACUCCGCUCCAGCAAUGUCCGCUUCGCGAUGGCGGCAGAUCCCUGCGGGUGAGCGGGCACAGGAGGUGACUUGCUGGCUGCAGCAGACCUGUCAGGAGCUGUCGGAAGCUCGGACGACUACAGGGAACUCGGGCUGCACGGAAAAACAUCAACUGCAGGGAUGUCGAGCGGACCUGGACCUGGGCCUUCCUCCUCCUCUGGACUCGGUGGUCGCGUGGCUGCAGCGUGCAGAGGCAGCGCUGACGGAGGAGGGAGGGCGGGUGAAAGAUCCUGCAGACGGCGCAAAAGAAGCCAGAGCCCAACAAGACACCCUGAAGACUCUAAUCAAGGAGAUGAGCCACCACGUCAAAAUCCUUGACGACUACCACGUCGCGGACGGCUCAGGGAACGCGGUAGUGUCCCCUGAGAAGUUUGAAGAGAUAAAAAGACGCGUGACCCAUAUCAGAGUCACGACCAAAUAUCACGGGAUCAAGCUGGAAUACCAGGAACGUCGUCACACAGUGCUGGACCUCCUGAACCGUGUCAGAGCUAAGAUCCAGACGUGGACGACUUCCUACAGGUCCAAGGAGGCGGUACUUGUGCUUCUGCAGGACUGGCAUGAAACAGUGGAGCGCCAAGACAUGCUGUUGAUUCUGAUGGACGCCGUCCAGAACCUGAAGGAGACGGCGGACGCUUACACCGGCAAGGCCGCACUGGGUGACGAUUCCCAGUUCGUUCGACGUCGGGUGAAAGAGGCAGAAGGUGAAGCCGAAUCCCUCUCGCGAGCCGUGGCGGCUGCGAGAGGGACGAUGGACAGAGUGGCGUCUGCGUGGGACACUUACGACCGGUGCCUCACCUCUCUGCAGACAUGGCUUGCACAGACGACACAGUCACAGGAUAUGAGUGAGUGGACCGAAUGUCAAGCGAAGCUAAAUGAGGCGGGGAACCUUCUCAUUGAAGUGACAGAAACUUCGACCGGCCGCCUUUUGGCCGGACAACUCGGCAAGGUCAACAAGCACUGGGCCGAAUGUGUGAAGAGGACCAAGUUUGAGAUUCCUGGUUCCCCCGGGUUUAAGGAGCGCGUGGGCGAACCAGCCCGUCGGACUCACACACAACCAGAGACGGGGCCGUUCGUUGUGGCCAGAGCCAAACACGCGCAGCAGACCGGGAAUGUCAAGCUGCAAGCCCAGGGCCCGGGUCAACUUUCGCCUCGGACUCCGUUAUCUCGUACGUCUCAGCGAGGUGCAAGAGAUCCACAGGGUUGGCCUCAACACCAGCGCACGAACGCACAAGAUGGAACAACCAUCGUCGUACCCCUCGUUAAAAUCCAAAUGCUGCCUCGGCCUUUGACGGAACCAGUUCUUCGUUUCCACUCUCCUCUUGCUCAAAGUGUGAACGAUAGAGAGUCCUUUUCUGGAUCCCAUGCUCAAGCUUUACGUCAAAGGGAUCAACCUUCACCUUCCUCCGCCCGAACUGAUGUCGGACCAACGGCUCGAAGAAGUCUGCCUCAGUCCAAACAUGUGACCAGUUCAGCAACGGAGGGAAACCAAAGCUCGCCGCCCUCACAGACCCGCGAACCCCAAUCCAGAACGAGAGCGCCGCCGAACCCUCCGCAGACGGACGGGACAUCUCCGCGGCCUCCGGUCAUGGUCCGCGGGGAAGUUCACUCGAGGGCCCGGUCGAUGGCGAGGAGCAGACUGGAGAAGGCCAGGGUCCGUCUGCAGGGACGCAUCCAGCAGGCCAUGGAGUUAUUUGGCGGCAAAGAGAUUUCAGAGUCACAAGCCAAGAAGAAACAGCGCGCUCUAAAAACCCUGCAGCCCGUCGCCCUCGGGGAGUUCCUGGACGCGGCGGAAGGUUUCGGGGCCUUCUGCUCGGGGCCCCAGCUCCGGGAGCUGACGCUCCUCUCGGACUCGGUCAGGAAGCAGUGGGAGGAUGUGUGCAGAGAAAUGGCUGCCUUUGUUCCCGACUUAUGGUCUUUGAUCGGAGGAGGAAAGCAGUCAUUCUCUGUCGUGCAAAGUGAAACGCAUACUAACGCUCACCGCCAUGAAGCCACUGACCCGACUGACCGUGACUGUUUGCUGCAACAACAGGACGUCGUGGGCGGAGCUGGAUCCGCGGAGGACCGGGUGGAAUCCCUCAGAGAGCUGUGUGAAACUCUGACACCGAGUCAGUCGUCCUGCCUGGCCACGGAGCGGCGGGAGGAGGCUGACCAAGCGCAGGAAACGCGACCCGGUGACACGGUGCUCCCGCAACGCAGGGGACGGCAGCUCGGGGCGAGCGCCCCGCUGAGAGCGACUGGCACGUCGUCCGCCGACGCACGGCCGAGCAGCAGUCUGCCGGAGAGACGAAGCUCGGACGUCCCACAACAAGACCUCUCACCUGCGGACGACUCCCUGCCACUGCGAUCUGCGUGGGACGUCCCGACGGAGAGAAAGGACUCGGUGCAAAAGCAAAAGCCUUCACUUCGAGCCAAAGAGCUGCUGCUGAAAGCUCGUCUCCUACACAUGGAAGAGAGCAAUGAGCAAACCCAAACUCAUAUACAGGCCGUCAUCAGGAGCAGCACUGUGGAGACCAAGCAGGCGGCAGAGUGGACCGUCAUCCCGGACGCAGUCCGCCCGCCGCCGCAGGAAGAGCAGCGCUCUGGACAGGAAGUGCCGGAACGGUGCAGAACGUCCUUCUUGGUAUUUCAGCCUCGACUCAAGAAGAUUGACCAACACUCGGAGAUGAAAGAUGAGAUGAGACCUGUUGGAGCGGAACAAAUGCAGAGGAGCGAGGUGUUCGUGCCCGUGGAGAAAUGUGCGACAAAGACUCGUGAUGGUUCACCGCGGCAGGUGGGAACACAGGAGCGAGAGCAUCGCCCCCCAAGUGCGGCGGAGGAGGAGUCGGGGCUGGAGGCUAAAAGGUGUAAGCUGGAUGGAGAGCACCAGGCUGGAACAUGGAAGAGUGAUGGGGACGCCGAGGACCAGAGGAGAGGAAGGAGGCAAGUCAAGAAAGAGGGAGAGGAGAAGGAGAAGGAGAGCUCGGUCCAGAGGAGAGCCGCCUUGCUCGGAGCGCUGAGGGAAAUAAGGGGAGCAGCCGAGCAGCUGAGGCUGCACGAGCUCACCCUGCCUGCUCUGCAGCAGAGGACAUGUGCCCUGACUGAGCUGCAAAGUCGUCACGCCGGCCUCCUCUCUGAGCUGCGGCGCGUACGGGACGCCUCUUCGUCGGGACACUGUGACGCGAGUCGGAGCGGCGAGGUGGAAGGUUCCUGGGCAGAGACGACGAAGGCCGUAAACGAGCGGCUGGAGCAGUGCUGUGUCCUGACUGAGCUGCUGAAGAGGUUUCAGUGCGUGCGUGCGGAGCUGAGUGGGACAUUGCAGAAAGCAGAAAGCACCAUCGGUGAACACGCCUCCUACAUGGGGAAAGAAAACCUGCACAAAUUAUAUGCUAAGGUCCAGGGAACGAAAGCUGAGCUGAACGGCCUCGGCGACGGCGUGGAGGAGGUCCGCGGCGUCUGCAGGCAGAUUCACACUCACCUGCGUCAGAUGCCGGAGUGCGACGUCGUCCCAUUUGAGAGCGAUGCUGACGCUCUGAUGGACAGCUGGCUGGAUAUCUCAGAGAGGACAGAUUCCCACCUGGAAAACUCGCGCCUCUGCCUGACUCUGUGGGACGGAGUCCUGCAGCUCGGAGCGCAGGUGGAGAAGUGGAGCGCCGAUGAACUCGCGGCGUUCGCUCGGUCGCCGCGCUUUCAGUCCGAGGACGACGUCAGGGCACUGCAGAAGGAGAUUGUGGCCCAGGAGGAGAAUGUGGAGUGUUUUCAACGGAGAGCCGCUGAGAUUCAAUCUCUGCUUCGAAGUGCAGAUCCCCCGCUGGAGCUGCAGGUGGCGGAGGCCCAGAUGAGGAAGACGCUGGAGCAGCUGAAGGAGCUUGUGUCCGAGGCUGAGGACGUCCGCGAGCAGACGGAGGCUGCCAGGGGACAAAUAGCUGCGCGGAUCGCCGGCUGCUUCGAGUGCCUCCAGAACGUUCAGGACUCCCUCGUCGCCCUCGGUGGAUCAGAUGUGGCAACGGUCCUCGCAAAACUUAAAGAUCUAUGUCGGCGACUCCAGGCCCAGGACGAGCGGGUGGAGAGCUUGCUGGACGACCUGCGCGCCCUGAGCUCCGUCUGCGGCCCGGACGCUCUACAGAGUCUGUCGGCGGAGGCGCUGCGGCUGCACGACGAGGUCGGGAACUCGCGCCGGCUCUUCUCCGAGGUGCAAGAACAGACUCAGCGGAACGCCCGGGAUCUCCACAGGUUGCAAAGGGAGAGUGAGCAUGUGGAGCAAUGGCUGCAAGCCGCUGAGGAAAAGGCAGCGAGGGCGGAGGAUCUUAGUCUCCUGUCAGAGGAAGCACUUAAUAUAAGGGCGAGGACAGAGCUCCUCGGUCAGCUCGUGUCGUCCUUGCGGCGCAGUAACCUUCAGCGGUCUGCGCUGGUGGACGACAGUCGCAGGCUGCUGGAGCGAUACCACCUCUUCCACGCCGACGCGCCGCGCGGCUCCGAGGAGAAGCGGUGCUCUGUGGGCGGGGACGUCGAGGCGUUUCGGCCUUCGUCGAGGUCCGCAGAAUCCUGGGUCGGCGACCUUGGGCGACCCGGCGACGCGCCGCUCGGCGGAAGCCCCCGCGGCCAGAGUCCUGUGGAGCAGACACUUCACCGUGCUCGAGCCGUGGUGAGUGCAGCGGCAGACGGAGAGGCUCGCCUGGAAAAGCUCAGAGUCGCUGGAAACGGUUUGAGCCACGGGCCGCGCGACGGAGGCGACCUGAAACGGGAAAUCCAGGACGGCGUACGGAAAAUGGAAGAGCGGCAGAGGAUCCUUCUGCAGUCAGAUGAGCCUCAUCACAGGGUUCUGCAGACUGAUGCGGAGAUCCCCUCCUCCUAUCUGGACAGGCCACAGGAGGUGCGCCACAGAGUGGGAGAGCUGCAGCGUCAAAUCACUGGGCUCCCCGCCUCGUUCCCCUGGCCCGGCGCAGCCGAACGUAGGCGAGCCUGCCGUCUGGCGCGCCAACUGUGGGCCGAGUCCGAAUCCCUGCAAAUAACCCUGGGCAGCCUGGCUGGGCGGAGGGGGGGUCCGGCUGAGCGAACCAGCGACCACGACAUCUGGAGAGAUUCCUCCUGGGAUGAGCUGGACAACUGCUGCGUGUCACUGAUGGCAGAGUUGAAGGAUGCAUGUUCCCGCCUGGAGGAAGGUGCGAGUAAUGAGGAACAUUUUGGCCAGUUGCUGCAGGACUGCCACCGCAAACUGACAUCCCUGCAGGACCGGACGUCGGCCUGUCGGGCCCCGAGAGACGGCUCAGCUGGACCGUCCACCGAUGUGCCAGCUCUGGAGGCGCUGCUACACGAAGUUACAGACUUGGAAAAAGACAUUCUGCAGCUCGAAGCGCUGAAGGACUCUAUCGCAGACACUUCGACAGCCGAGGCCCAGGCCAGCCUCUCCCGGCAAGUCGGCAACCUCCAGAGCCACAAGAGGGCACUAGAUGGCAGCAUCAGAGGCAACCUGGCGCCGCUCGCAGCAAACGGCAACCACCGGAGGGUUCGGCAAGUUAAGGAGGAGGUCUCCUGCGUUCAGGCGGCCGUGAGAGGCCUGGCCGACAAUGUUGGGAAUCUGUUUGUGAACCAUGAGGCGUUGGCUGACGUGAGCUUGAUCAAACAGCAGUGGUCUGCCAUACAGGACUUUGAUUGCAGGCUGACAGAUUUGGCCGCACGGGUUUACGGCCUGCAGAACAUUGGAGAGUCCGGCAUCACAGCAGAAAUGCUUCCUGCAGAUGUUCUUUCGACCGUUGAUGGAGUUGCAGAAGACUUUGACAGCCUCAGGUCAAUUUUUCUGCAAAACAAGCAGGAGUGUGAAGAAACCACUGCUUGUGUGGUGAGAGGGGUCAUCGGGCAGCUGCAGCGUUGGAGCCAAAUGACGGUACAAGCUGAACCGCCAUCGCCCAGCCAGGCAGCUCUGGAGGAAGGUCUGCAGCUUCAACAGUAUCUCCGAGAGGUGCUCUCAGACAAAGAUCAUCUUCUGAACUGUUUGGGCACAAAAGUGUCAAAGGAACUGGAGAAAGACGCUUCGGAUGCCCUCGGCGAAAGCGCACGUGCACCUGAGGCCUCGUCUAAAUGGCCGGUGAGUCGAGGUCACGGCGACGUGGAAUUGGACAAGAGAGAAACUGCUGGAGAAACUUUUGGAAGUGACACGUCGCAUUCAGCUUCACCGGAUGAGACGCCGGCCGUGUGUCCUCCAGAGCCUCCAGCCCUUUCAGCAACGGACCAGGACAACUUGGACAGUGUUCAGAAUGACAACGUGAUAACAAAAGGCUCCCGCUACACUCUAGACUGUGUUUCUGUGGAACGAGCAGACAUUUCAGUCGUAUGUGUUCCAAAUAGCUUGAUGCAAACGGCCAAAAAAGAUGCCGUAGUGUCUUAUCCAGUCCCAAAUCCAAAGAUCCCAGAUGUUUUAAAGUCAGAAACCCGACAGGAACCACGACGGUUAACAUCUGCUUCACCAAAAAUAGACUCGAUAACUGAUGUUAAGCCAAAUGAUGAUAUUGCCAACAUUAACACUCAUAGCAGCCAUCAAAACACUGGGCACAGGACAACUGCUGGCAAUGCCUCAGUCCUGGACUCAAAACCGUCCGCUUUGACGAUGGACAAUACCCAAAAAAUCAGUUCAUCUGCGUCUGGAUAUUUAACGGCACAAUCAAACGCAUCCAAGGGAGUUGCUGAUGCUCAAGGAGUACAGGAACGGUGUGAGAACACCAGUGUGACCCCAAAGAAGGUGUUUACAAUUGUGUUGGACUUGGAGCCACACAACAUGCAGGACAAUAAACAUGUUAGCACUUCAGAAAUCCCCAUGAACUCAAAGGGAGCCGAGAUGUGCGAUGCAAAGCUCACAGAAGGUGAAGUCAUGGGGAUCCCUGAGGAGAAAUCUGACCUGCUCACAACAUUAAUCUGUCCAGAAUCAGACAAAAUGGACUCCCAAAAUAUAGGAGCACAAUCUGAGACAUCGAAGGCAUUUAAUGAUGGUCAAGAGAAAGAGAAGGAUACCAAUGCGAGCCCAAACAAAGUGUUUACAAUAGUGCUGGAGUUGCCUGUGCACCAGGAUGUACAGCAAAGGGUAAAUGUAGAAGCCAGCAGAUGUUCACAGGGAGCAGAGCUGUGUGGUGCAAAGCCCGCGGCAGUUUCAAAAUCUGAUCUGCUCUCAACAUUAUUUGCUCCUGAAGCGGAUGACACGGACCUGAAAGGCCGUGAAUCGAACGCGUCUCGAGUGGCUGACUCGCCGUCAGAAGAUGCUGACCGUGUAAUCGCAGUGUCCUCCUCGGCUCAGACGAGUGCAGAGUGGCAGGAGGUACAAUCUCCGAGUGCCACAUUAUCAGAAACUCGUGAACCGAUGCCCAAUGUGCAGUCGCUCAGCGUCGCAGGGUGUCAGCUCGCCGGCGCUCGCGCAGCAGAAGCAACGUUUCUGAGCGUCAAAGAAGAGGCGACAGAUUCCCGUCACUCCGAGAAGCGAACGCUGAGCUCAGGCUUGUGCACUGCGGAAAGUCCAGUGCGAGCCGGAGACGCCUCUGCGAACCGUGACACUCGCACACCUGCCGGUGACAGCGAGCACGCGGUGGGCGCCGGCGCCGCAGGUGAAGGACGUGCAGAGUCGGCGGCAGGAGAAGCACGUGGCUCCGAAGGCCCGGAGUCCAACCGCUCAGAGGAGCCAGUCAGACGAGAGAACACUUCGCUGCUGAAAGAAGGAAGCGAAUCACAGUCGCCGGCGUCGCUGGAGCACACAGAGGUGACACAGGGACAGCCUCAGAUGCGAGAAGGCAUGGAGCCUGAGAGGACGGCGCCGGGUUCCUCAGCUGAUCUCGGUCUGGCUGCGGGGACGGCGGCGGCGACGGCGUCCCACAAGCAUGGAUCCACCAUGCAGGAUGUUUUGUCAGAGAUACAGAGCUUGGUGGAAAGAAGUAACAUAAUAAAUAGGACGCCGCACAUUGAUUUAAAUUGGUAUCUGAAGUCCUCGCCUGGCGAACAAGAGAUCCGAUUGGUGCGGACCGUCCAGUGGGUCUUAGCGUGUCGAUAUCAACCGGCGGAACUUGACGUCACAGCUAUGGCCCAACAGCUGGAGGAAGCAGAGGGUUACAGGUCAUGUGUGCAGGAGCAAGUGGCUACGAUGAAAAGCACGAGCGCCGCCAAGGAUUGCGACCCGAAUGCCUUGCGAAGAGCUGAAGGGCAGUGGAGGGCGGCACUGCUGGACGCCUCCGCCACAGUGCAAGUGAAAGCAGCGCAGCUGGAUCAGGUCAAACAGUAUCACAGACAGAUGAAGUUGACGAGAGCUUUUCUGGAGGUGUUGGCUGCCGAGAGGGAAAAAAUGAGCUUAAAUGCUUUGGGGAGUAGUGCCGUUCAAGCCGACAAACUUCAGGCCCUGCUGCAAACCAUGGAACAGAAGAAGAGCAUAAUGGAGGAGCUGCUCCACCUCAGCAGCCAGAUGUCAGUGCACUUGAGCUACGCCGAAAGCUCAGGUGCUCUUCUUGCCCAGCUCGGAGAUGUCCAGGAGCAAUGGAGGCUUUUAGAAGCAAGUAUCAAGAGGGCCCUGGAACACGCCGCAAACUCCACCUCUCAAUCCUCCGUUCUUGUAAAAGAGGCCGAACAGCUCAAAUCCAAGCUUGAAGAUCUUCAGAGUUCCGACUUUGAAAACAACGACAGCAAGAGCGAUUUAGAAUCUGUUUGUCUGACCACAGAUCUGAAACUGUAUCACCAGCUUUAUCUACACCUACAGUCCCAGUCAGAAGCUCUCGUACAUUUCUCUCUGGGUCAGAAGGAGAAGGACAAGGUCCAAAACCAUCUUCAGGAGUUGGGGUCACUGCUUGAUGUCACCAAGAAAAAGCUCCACGACUCCACGUGCGGCUGUGGAGACGUUUCUUCCGCCAAGAUCAACAAACAGUUGAAAGACUUGAUCGUGUGGGCCAAGCAGGCAGAAAACCACAUCUCCACGGGGAAAAAAUUAGCCCUUUUCCCCGAGGAGGCUCGUGUUCAAAUCGCUGACAUGAAGAAAUUUCAGACCGGCAUAUUGUCCCGACGGUCCAAGAUGCGGGUGCAAGUUGAGGGUAUGACGGGAGUAGCCUCUGAUAUGGAAAAGGAGGAAAGUGACCAAGUGCUGAAGACAAUAGAAGACCUCUAUGAAGCCAUUGCUGACAGCUUGGAUCACGUCCUCGACACCAUGAAGAAGCACUUGCAGAAGAGGGAGAAGCUCUUGUCCCAGCUUGCUAGCAUGGAUGCCUGGCUAGCGGAAUCGCACGCUACGAGAGACGCCUGUGCCCACGUGGAAAAUGUUUCCAAAGCUGACGUCCAAAAGCUGGAGAGCGAGCUGAGGAGUCACAAAUUGGCCGCUGCGGAGAUCCGGAGCCGGCUGAAACUGGCGGAGGCCAUGGCAGAAGGCUGCAAGGAUAUCACAGUGGGCUUGAGUCCGGGGGAGAGCCGCUACCUUGUCAACAGACUGUCGGGCCUUUGGACAGAGCUGGACGGACUGCUAGCUCACGAGAACGCGACCAGCUGGGAAUUAGAGGAGCUGAUUCAUGAGCGAACCUCUUCGGAUGAGGAACUGUCAAUCAUCCAGACUAGCCUGGAGAAGAUUUCCAUCGAUUUGGAGCAGCAGAGGUUCCCUUUGACUCAGGAGACCCUUUCAAUGGUUGCACAUUUGACGCACGUGCUGGUGGAGAAUCGGUGUCAAGCGCAAGAGCUUCAGCACUGCAAUGAGGCCAAGCGAAGUGCCCUGCUGCACACCAUUGGAGAACUGCAGGACAAGUGCAAAGCUCUGAGUCGCAGCGCCUUCGAGCAAGACAAAUAUCUGCACCUGAGGAGACAGAUGGAGGAAUCGAGGGACAUUGCCAAAGAGCAAAUCCGGCGGGCCAGAGAGAAAUUGGUCAGUGUCGGGGAGAGGUUCAGACUAUGCCAAACGCUCCUUGUUGAACUUCCUUUGGUGAAGACACAGUGUCAGGAAGCAGGGGACCAACUGGAGGCCCUAGCUCAGGAGCUGUAUCCAUCUCAGCUUCAUGCAGAGAGGCAGAGGAUCCGUCACACCGUGGAAACGUUGGUCUCCAUGGAAAAUUCUGUCACAGACGACAUCAUAAAUAUGGAGGCCAAACUUCUGCUAGGUCUGCGCUUUUCCUCGGAGCUUCCCGCGCUAAUGGAGCUUUUCCGAAGAACCAGAGCGGAGCUGGAGGGAGCCGAGCCGGUCGAUCCAGAUGAGAAAGCGAUAGAUGGUGCGUUGCGAAGAUACUGGGUCAUUUGGAGAAAUAUGAAGUCUGGCAUGAGGGUAGUGGAAGCUCUGGGACGGAAACAAAAAGUUAACCUGAAGGACUACGAGGAGCUUCACUCUCUUAGAGAUGCGGCCAUGCAAGAAUGUCAUUUAGGAAUGGAGAGUUUAUCCCAGGCUCGAGAAUCCUUAAAGGAUUACCAGUGGGCUGCUCAAGGAGCAAUAGCAUAUCUUCAUAAUGCCGAGGCCACCUUCUUGUCAGCUCUCGGAGGGUUCUUGGACUGUACCGAGGAACAAAGACAGACCCAGCAGGCUCUAGAAGCUCUAGAAGAGGGAUUUCAGGCUCAUAUCUCCCACCUUGUGGAACUGCUCCCACAGCAGCCCUGCCUCUCCCACCGAAAAGUCGAGGAGCUCCACAUCAGCAUUCUCAGCCAGUUGUUGGUGGGAAGAGCCGUCCUGGAGGCCCAGGCCCAGCUCCGACUGGAGUCCCUGCAGAGGUGUGCAGUAAGACAACAGAGCCACAGGAGCUGUCAUGAAGACGUACGGCAGCGUCUUUCUGGGUUUGAAGCCAGACUUUCGGAAUGUGCUGCCGUACAAGUGACGUCAUACGACAAAUGUGUUGCCCAACAAAAGAGAGCUCGGCUUCUGAUGGACGAUCUCUGCAGCCUCGCUGGGAAGAUUGAGGAUCUGAGGGCUGCGUGUCCGAUGCAGGGCUGCGGGGUGGGGAAAGACGGUGAGCUGGGCGCCCUCUGGCGGCGCUGGGUAGCAUUGCGACGUGGUGUGGGCCUCCUGAUGGCACACGUAGAACAGAGGCAAGAGGAAUGGAAGGACAUCACCACAAGUAUGCAGCAGUGUUGCAGUUUUUUGGCCAGUCUUCAGGCCGAGGUGCCCGACUCCUCCACCGUGAGCUUCGCCCAGGAGAUACCUCAGGAGCUUCUCGCCCAGGCCGAGAUACACCAGGCUGGUCUGGAGCAGGAGCAGCAGGACUUGGCCUCCCUGGAGCACCGACUGGAACACGCCCUGAGCUUGUCUAAUUCCCUGGAUCCCGUCAGUCCAGGGCCUGUCGGCAAAACGCUGGUGAAGAUCCAAGAGAACGUCAGGAGCUUAAAGGAGAGAAACCUGAUGAUCGUGGCUGCAGCCCAAGCAGAGGAGAAGGAGAGAGAGCAAGUCCUCGAGGAGAUAGAAGAGGUGGAGAAACACGUGUUCGCCAUUGUUCCCAAGCUGGAAGCCUGUUGGAAUCCAAGCCAAGGACAGGAACUCCGAAAGGCUUUGUCCUCGCAGAAGGCCAAGCUCGAGUGUAUCGUGGACGGCGUGCAGAGCCGGUAUGCGGAGAUUCCUGCUGAUAUCGGCAAACGGUUGCAAGAAGUUCAACAGAGGGUGGAGGAGCUCGUGAAGGGCAGCGACCCAGUUCGGAAGCUGGCCGGUCGAGUGGUGGAGCUGGGUUCUGGCCUCCAGAAAGUGACGGCGUUACUGGAACAGAAAAGUCCGACAGUCGGAGAAGCUCAAAAUGUGCUCAAGCGUGUUUGGGACGAGCUGGACACGUGGCACAGCCGCCUGAUGCUGCUGGAGAGCGAGAUGCAGGAUCUGGCCGAGGAGCAGCCGGAUCAGGCCCACGCCCUCAUGGACCACAUCGCACAGCCACUGCAGCUCCACCAAAACGCGUCGCAGAUGGCCGAGUACCGCACCGCCUUCCUCAGCAAGAUCCCCGCCUGUCUGCGGCAGUUUGAAGACAUCUCGUACAGCGCCACCUGCUGGCUGGACGAGGCCCAGUCAUGGCUCAGCGCUGCCUGCUCAUUCACAACGGCCAGAAGCCUCCAGAAUCACGCAAACUCCCUGCAGCUCGUCCUGGACGACUCUGCGCGGAUCAGGGACAUGCUGCAGGACUUCAGGCCGGUGCUGGCGGAGAUCUCCGCUGUGUGUGACGUCGGCACGCAGGAGAAGACGCUGGACCACAACGACCAACGAGUCCACCAAAUGCAACGCAACCUCCUGGAGCCGCUGGAGCAGCUCCUGCAGGCUGCUGUGGCGGUGGAGGCGAUGGAAGCCGAGGUGAAGACUAUGGAGAAGAAUGUUCCGAAGAUCAGGACGAUUUUAUCCUCCAUGGACGACACCAACAUAACUCUGGCGGAGCAUCUUCACAACCGAGAGGUGAUCCUGGCCAAUGUGCAGUCGAUCCGAACGACACUGGAGGAGAUGGAGAAGUGCAAAGGAGAGCUCCCCCUCCCGCAGGGAGCAGAGGAGAGCCUGCUGGUCUUCUCCCGGGCCAGGCUGCUCCUGCAGCCGCUGGAGGAGCUGGGAAAACUCACCCAGUAUCAAGCCUCGCUGCUGGAGAACAAGAUUGCGAUGGAAGAAGAAACCAGGAAGAAUCUUGGCAUCACCUCAGUCUCCAAUUUUGCUGAAGAGAUACAGCAGCAAGUCCAGCAGGAGCCUUGUGAAGUGUCUAAUUCAGAGGAAGAGGAGGAUGAGGAGGGCGAGAGUUGUCACUCGUCGUCCUCUGACACACUAACAUGCAGUAUUCCAGAGGACCCAGAGGAGAUGCUCGUCACUUCAGAUGUGGCAAGUGAGGAUGUUACUGACGUGAAGCCGCUUAAGGAACUGCAGAGUUCGGCUCAUCAGUUUUCUCCUGAAGCGGAGACGAGUUCAAAAUGUGCUGAAUCUGCACUUUUCUCUGCGGAGCCUGGGUCUGAUUCCAACCACUUUGCAUCUGAAAGUGACGAGACCGGAUUAAGAGCGAUGGACUCUGAAGCGGAUGUCGGCGACUCGUCCCGUCCCGAGACUCUGACGGCUGAGCGGCCAAUCACCGCGGUCACUCCAGCAGCCGGAGACAGAUGUGCCACUGCCGAUACGACGGACCGACAUGAAUCAGCAAAACAUGAAACGUUUGACGCCCUCGACCCUCGAACAAAGUCCCCUCAGGCCGCGGCUGCAGUUGAAGAAACAAGACUGGUCCCUGCAAGACCUGUAGCUCCGUUCACGUCCACUAGAGAAUCACUCGAGUCCAUACGGGAGGACGAGGACGAUCCGGCUUCGUCCACAGCUCCUCAUCGAGAUGUGGACACUCUUUCGAAGGAGCAUUGUGAAGCCGGGAGCGGUCAUGAUGGUUGGGACCAAUCCCAACAAGCCCAGGAGUCGUCCAAGGUGCCGUCCAGCUCGUCAGGACACGAGGGAGAUGAGAAGGAGCAGCAAAGGUGGAGUCGACUUUAUGCCCGGAUCUCCGAAAAGCUGACCGCUUUGAAAAGAGUGGAGGAGCUGCAUCGAACCUCGACUCGCUCGGAAGACGGAGGAGUCAUGGAGAAGGCUCCAGAAAAGCAGCUGAUAUCAACCGGAUCUGCUCCUGCUGUUCUCCAGAGGACACACGAGUCCAUCACCCUGCUGAGACGAAUAGUGAAGUCCGCGGACGGUUCUCAUCCGGGUGGGGGGGAGGGGACGUACGAGGCUCUGCGCAGCGUCCUCCUCUGUCUGGACGCUUGGACCGAUCGUCCUGACGGUGCGGGUGAAGACGAGCCGCAGCUGAGGCUGCUGCAGGAGGAGUGUGUAUCAACGGAGCUGACGACUGUGGCUGAGCUGUUGAAUAAAGUGCAGUCAGAGAGCGAGGAGGAAGCGGACGCGCGCCACUGUCUGGCCUGCCUGCGGGAUUGUCUCUGUACGGUCCAGCUGCUCUUCACCUCGUCCCACGAUCGGCUCGCUGAACGUCUGGGCCUCAGAAACCAACAUCAGUUCCACAACCAGCUGUGCAUUUUGGACGAGUUUGACCUGGGACAGCGUGAGACCUUCCCGAGUCUAAAGGACGCACCUAGUUGGGAGCGGCGUGUCCUGGGCAGACAUCUGAGGGAGAGUCCGGGGGAGAAAGCCAAGCUCCAGCGAGCAUCCCGGGCCUCGCUUCAGGGGAUAACUCACCUCCUGGAACUGGGCGAGGGAUGCAUAAAAGAGAGGCAGAUGAGCCAGGUUCACAGCCGCGGCCAACUUCAAGCCGCCCUCUGCAGACACAAGAAGCUCCUGCAGGUCCUCGGGUCUCAGUUGGCCUUUGUGCAGCAUCUAUUCCGACGCGAGGAGCCAGCAAUGCCCGAGAGUCAGGAGGAUGAGAGGUCGCGGCUGGAAGUCAGGGCCAAAGCUCUGCAGCAGCAGGCUCUGGGACGGGAAGCCGCCUCUCAGAGGAGGCUGCAGGAGUGGACCCUCUGGGAGGAUCGCUGCAGUCGGCUGGGCCGAGUGCUGGACGAGUCUGAAGCGCUCAUCAGCAGCGGGGAAGCGCAGGGAGACGCCGAUGAGGAGGAGGAGGUUGUUGUGCAGCGCAGACUGGAGGCCUGUCAGCGAACGCUGGUGCAGCUGGACGAGAGCCGAGCCGCCCUGGGACUGCUCCUGGAUCAGCGCGAGCUGCUGCAGACGGAGCCGGCGUUCGCCGCCGCCGUCGGCCAGACAGGAGGUGCUCUGGAGCUGCGAUGGAGGAGUGCCUCCAGGCGGACGGAGCAGGAGAUUCAGCGCUGCGGAGACAUCCAGGUCGCCCGGGCCAGAUUCCAGACGAACUCUGCCUCGGUCAGUAAUUGGCUGGUCGGUGCCAACAAACGCUUGGAGUCUUGGUCGGACCCGAACCGGGAGUGUGACCGCAGCAGUAUCAUCGAGCUGCUGGACUUCUCCAUGGAGACGGAGGCCAUGUCGGCGCAGCGGGCAUCCGUCUCCAGUGACGCCACUCGGCUGCUCCACCUGUGGGAAGCUGACCGUCCCGAGCUGAGAGCCCAGAUCGCUGAGCUGGAGGUCAACUGGAGCCGGCACACCUCCGAUCUGUCCAAGACACAAGAGCAGCUACACCAGCGGCUGCUGGCUGGUUGGCCCCCGGCGGAGCUGCUCUCUGACCUGGAGACGUGGCUGAAGAAGCAGGAGGCUUCGCUGGGCCGGGAGGAGGAGACGUUUCUCGAGGCCGAAGAUGCGGCUCAGAUCGCUGAAGUCCUGCAGCACUAUCGGGAGUUGAAGGCCGGCAUCGUCAGUGGGCAGCUCCUCGUGGAUUUCCUGUGCCAGUCCCGGCCCCAGGCGGCGGGAGCAGACGUCCUCGCGCUCCAGUCCGAACGUACGAUGUUUGCGGAGACGCUCGGCGACCUGAGGCUCCGGUGGCUGCACCUCCAGGGAGAGCUGGAGAGCCAGAUCCGCGGAGCCGAACAGACGCGUCGCACCUGUGCGGUCCGAGAGAGGCGGUUGCAGCAUCUUCGCGGUUGGAUAGCGCAGCAGAAAGAGCAGCUGAGUCGGUGGGAGCAGCCCGCCAGUCGAACCCGGGCUCGCGGGGCUCUGCGAGAGUGGGAGGCUGUCGUGGGCAGAGGGGAGGAGGUCGCCGCGGCUCUGCAGCGGCUGAAAGCCGCACAAGUGCACGCCGGAAGCGAAGAGGAGCGUCCUUGCGAUGUGGCCUUCUCGAGCCAGGCAGAGGGCGUCAGUCGGGCCUGUGAGGAUCUGAGUCAGCAGAUGGAGGCUCUGAGACCGGCUCUGCAACAGACUGUCGAGCAGUGGAGCCGUUUCCAUGGAGACCUGCGGGAGGUUUCUCUGCAGGCCAGCGAGCUGCGCUGUGCUCUGCAGCAUCAGCGAGCGCCUCUGUUCUCACUGGAGCAGGCAGAGGGAUACGUGGACCUUCUCCGGGAAAUCCAGGGGAAGGCUGAAAAAGGAGAAGAGCUUUGGGCAGCGGUGGAAAAGUCGUUCCCGAGUCUCGUGAAGACUCUUCAUUGUGGAGCAGCUCAGGCGAUGGGUGAACAAGUGGAGGCAGAGCAGAAACGGUGGAAGAACGCGACGCAGGAGCUUAAGGACGAGCGGGUGAAGGCCGGAGAGACCGUCUCCCUGUGGCAGGAGCACAGUCGUCUCUGUGAGAACUCCUCCCUUCACCUGCGACGUCUGUGGCUUCAGUGGGAGGAGCUGCUGAGCUCCUCGCGGUCACGUGACCGCGACACGCAGGCCUUGAUUCAAUCAGUGGAGAAGUUGCAGGAUGUUGCUGAGAACUUGCAAAGCGGCGUGAACGACGCGCUGGAGGCUUCCAAGCCUCUCAUUGGACGGCUAGCGCCACUGGCCGCCAAUUUAAUCCAAUCAGAGAUCAGACUCCUGUCGCGUGACCUCCUGCUGCUGACCCGGGCAAUGUCGGGGAAGAAGAAAAGUCUUCAGGAGGAUUUGGAGGACCAGAAACUAUUUCACACUUGUUUGCAGAGUCUCGAGAAGCAGACACAGAACAUAAAAGACAAACUGAAGGCCGGUUCAGAGGACCAAGACUCUGUGAAGGUUCUCUUGGAGCUCGGCGAUCUGUUUCCACCGCUGGUUGACGUCAGGGAGAUGAGCAGCUAUUUGACCCUCGACAACCGGGACGCGGAGCGACUGCGCGCGCUCAGCAGCGAGUGGGUCGAGGGCGUGACCCGCACAUCUGACAUGAACAGAGAGCUGCAGGCUGAGCGUCAGUCUCACCAGACCUUUCAGGAGAAGUGUGACAACCUGACGCAUUUAAAGGAGAAACUUGCUGAGGAAUCGAGAAAAGCUGAAAGUCCGUCCAGCCUCCAAGAGAUCCUGACUGUCCAACAGAGACUCCAGGCUGACAUGAUCACCGGACACCAGCUUCUGCAGGGUCUUCUCUGUGACGCAGUCACGUCCAUGGAAAAAGAAACCGGAGAGAAAAGGUCUGAGCUCGUGGCACGAGUGUCCAGUGUGAGGGAGGGCUGGUUCAGCGCCGUCGCUCUGGCCGGUCGGUGCAGGUCGGUGGCAAAAGAGCAGCUCAGGCAGCGGAGGAUCUACAACCACGGCCUGAAACUUCUGUGGAAGCUGCUGAGGGACGUCGGCCCUCUGCUGCCCCCUGCAGGCACCGCUCUUUGCACGCCGCAGCAGUUACGAAGCUGCGCGGAUGAUUACCAGUGUGUCCAAGGGGCUCUGGACCUGCACUCCGCCGUGUACCGCCAGACGCUGGAGGCGGGCCAGCGUUUGUGUGAGACCAUGAGAGAGUCCGAGUGGCGGAGUCGACUGCAGUCGGAGCUCCGCGCCAUCGGAGAGGCCUGGAAAGGAACCACCUCCCGGCUGGAGAGGAGAAGAGACCUGCAUCAUUCAGCUGUUCAGAAGUGGUCUCGGUGCCAGGACGGAAUAGCCAGCAUCGCGUGUGACCUGGACGAGGUGAAGACCCGGAUGCUCGAAAGACCAGAGGACUCGGAGAAGCUCAUCCAGGAGACAGAGCUCUCUCUGCAGCGUUUGGCCAGUGGACUGAGGGAACUGCGAACCAUGAAGACGGACCUGUCCCAGUACAUCACGGCCGGUGACUCGGCUCUGCUGGAGCAGCAGCUGGAACAACUCCACGGUCAAUGGGAAGAGCUGUGUAUGAAGGUGUCACUGCGCAAGCAGGAGAUCGCGGACCGCCUGAACGCCUGGACCAUCUUCAACGACAAGAACAGAGAGUUCUGCGAUUGGCUGGCUCAGAUGGAGAGCAAGGUGUGCCGCAGCGCCGACCUGAGCAUCGAGGAGAUGGUGGAGAAGCUGAAGAAGGACUGCAUGGAGGAGAUCAACCUGUUCAGUGAGAACAAGAGCCACCUGAAGCAGCUGGGGGAGCAGCUGCUGCUGGCCAGCGACGAGGCCAAGCAGACGCAGGUCGGCGGCUCGCUGCGGGAGGUCAACCAGCGCUGGCACAACCUCUUCCGCCACAUCGAGGCCAGGGUGAAGAAGCUGACGGAGACGCUGGUGACGGUGCAGCAGCUGGACAAGAACAUGAGCAACCUCCGCUCGUGGCUCUCGCGCAUCGAGGCCGAGCUGUCCAGACCGAUCACCUACAGCGUCUGUCACCACCAGGAGAUCCAGAGGAGGCUGGCCGAGCAGCAGGAGCUGCAGAGGGACAUUGAGCAGCACACGGAGGGCGUAGCGUCGGUGCUCGGCCUGUGCGACGUUCUGCUGCGCGAUGAAGACGCCGCCGGCGCCGCUGAGGCGGAGGGCGACUCCCUGCAGGAAACCAGCCGCAGCCUGGACCAGCGCUGGAGGACCAUCUGUAGCCUGGCUCUGGACAGGAGGCUCAGGAUCGAGGAGACGUGGAGACUUUGGUGCAAGUUCCUCGAGGACUACUCUCGCUUCGAGGAUUGGCUGAAGAUGGCCGAGCGCACCGCUGCCAACCCCAACUCCGCAGGCGUCCUUUACACUGCUGCCAAGGAGGAGCUCAAGAAGUUCGAGGGUUUCCAAAGGCAGGUUCACGAGCGACUCACUCAGCUGGAAAUAGUCAACAACCAGUAUCGCCGCCUGGCCCGGGAGAACCGCACCGACCGGGCCAGCCAGCUCAAAGUCAUGGUCCACGAGGGCAACCGCCGCUGGGACGUCCUGCACCGACGGGUGGCCGCCAUCCUCCGCCGGCUCAAGUACUUCACGAGCCAGCGGGAGGAGUUCGAGGGCACCAGGGAGAGCAUGCUGGUGUGGCUGACCGAGCUGGACCUGCAGCUCACCAACGUGGAGCACUUCUCCGAGAGCGACGUCCACCACAAGAUGCGGCAGCUCAACAGUUUCCAGAAGGAGAUCACGCUGAACACCGAGCGCAUCGACGGACUGAUCGUGUUUGGAGAGGGUCUGAUCCAGAGGAGCUCGCCGCAGGACGCGGCGCUGAUCGAGGACGAGCUGGAGGAGCUGCACGCCUACUGCCAGGAGGUUUUCAGCAGGCUGGUGCGCUUCCACCAGCGCCUCAGCCAGCCCCCGGUCAGAGAAGAACCGGAGCUCUCCGGCGCCACCUUCUCCCUGGAGUCGAGCUUGGAGCUGAUUGGCCGGCCCUGGCUGGGGCGGGGCAACUUCAGCCUCCCGGCCACGCCCACCCACCUCCUGGCCUCGCCGCUGGAGCGCUCGGGCCGCGAGACGCCGGUCAGCGUGGACUCCCUGCCGCUGGAGUGGGACCACACCGGAGACGUGGGGGCGUCGUCGUCGCACGAGGACGAGGAUGACGAGGAGGAGGAGGAGGAGGAGGAGGAGGAGGAGGAGGAAGAGCAGCAGGAGGGGGAGGAGGGAGUUUACUUCAGUGCACUGUCAGUUCCCAGCAGGUCUGUGGUCGUCCACGAGUCGCCGGUGUGGGACGCCGACACCCCGCCGCUCCUGCUGCCCCCGGGCGACCACACGGGGGCUGCGCCCCCCCUCACCAGCACGCCCCGGAAGAAGAGCUACCUGGGCCUCAUGUCCCAGUGCAGCGGCAGCAUCGAGGACAUUAAAAGAGUCUCGCUGAUCCUGGACGACGACGGGGAGCAGCGGCGGCAGCAGCAGGAGCUCGGCCUGACGGGACUGACGGCCUCAGACAAGCAGUCGGGUGUGAUCGAGCGCUGGGAGCUGCUCCAGGCUCAGGCCAGGAGCCCCCGGCCGGGCGGCCCCCAGGGGCCUGACCGGCUCCGCUCCGAGCUCGACGACCUCGCCUCCUGGUUGGCGAGCGUGAGCCCGGAGCUGGAGCGCCUGCAGCGGUCCAACCCGGCGGCGAGCGUCGCCGACAUGGAGGCCGGAGCCAGAGAGCUGAAGGAGAUGCAGAGGAUGUUCACGCAGCACAAGUCCACCAUGCUGUCGGUCAACCUGCGAGCGCCCGAGGCCCCGGAGCUGCAGCCCAGGCUGACGGGCGUGAACAGAGACUGGAGCAGAGUGUGUACGGGCCUGCAGCGGUGGGACGCCAGUCUGAGGAAGACUCUGCUGCGCUGCCGGGAGUUCCACGAAACCCUCCACUCGCUGUUGCUGUGGCUGGCCCACGCAGAGAGCCGCCGCUACGCGGUCGACAUCGGUCGCCGGGACACGCCCGUCCGGGCGCUGCAGCAGCACCGCAACACGCUCGCUGGUCUGCGGGAGGAGCUGCGGGGCAGGCAGGCCCAGCAGGCCUCGCUCCAGGCCCUGUGGUCUCAGCUCCGGCCCGAGGGCGGCGGGGACCACGGCGGCGAGGACGGGGACGACGGCGAGAGGAGCGACGAGGCCCAGGAGAAGCUCCACGUCACGGGCAGCAAGCUGAAGCUGCUCCUGAGGGACGUGGACCUGGACCUGAGCGGCUUGCAACAGCGACUGAACGGUGAACCCGCGUCAGACGUUCCCGACCAAAGUGUCUCGGCGGAUUGUUCUCGGGACGCCGCUCGCGCACGGACAGGUUCCUCUGUCGCAAGAGAGAAGCGGGAGUCGUCUCCGCCGCGCUCCUUCUUCCACAGAGUCCUGCGCGCCGCCUUCCCCCUCCACCUCCUGCUGCUGCUCGUCCUGCUGCUGCCCUGUCUGAUCCCGCUGACCGACGGCGACCCCGGCUGCUCCGUGGCCAACAACUUCGCCAGCUCCUUCUACCCCAUGUUGCACUACACCAACGGGCCCCCGCCCACCUGAUCACCGUAACACAGACACACUCACGACCAAACUUGUAUCAAUGAAUAUAAAGUCACGCACAUCAAUCUAUUUCCUCCCAAAGACCCUAAAUUGUCCGUCAAUGUCUGUUUUUUUUUAAGAUUUGAACUUCAGUCAUUUUAUUUAUUCCAGGGACAGAACCCAUUAGACGACAUUUCAUUAAGAGAAAAACUUGAGAUAUCGACAAAAAUGUCAAUAUUUCAGUUUGAUAAUGGAAAGAUCUUGGAGCCGUCCACAAAUUAUUUUAUGUUCAAAUUUACAUUUUAAAAAGUUUUUUACAUUUUUAUAUUCAGAUAUCACUGCUGUCGCGGUCUGAACUGUUCUUAUUUUAUGAAUUGUUCACAUUUCAUUUUGUCUGGACUUAACAAAAAAAAUUGAUUUUUUAAAAACAAAAGUUUAAAUUUGAUAGUUAAUUUAUAGCCAUUUUUACACACAUAUAUAUAUAUAUAUAUAUAUAUAUAUACACACAGUAUAUAUAUAUAUACACACAGUAUAUAGCAUAUUUUUAGAUGCUAUUUGUGUUGAGUAGAUGUGAGCAAACAUUUCCACGGCUCCUGGUGCACACUGUUAGAUUUAGCAGGAUGAUAUUUCAUGUACAUAAUGUAAUAAUAUAAUUCAUAUUUAUGACAUCGAGUGUGGAUUUAUGCUUAUGAUCUUUUGGAUUUUCUGGUAGUAAACACUGAGUUUGUCAUCUCCAUUUGCUCAAAGUAUUUUCCUUUCCUUAUUCCCCGUAAGUCCUGCAGUGACAGAAUGAACACAUACAGUGAAUACACCUUUAAAAAAAGAAAUUGUUGCUUUGACAGAAAAAAUAUAUACUUUCGUCUGAGACCUUUAAAUAUUAAACCAGAACAUAAAGCAACGGCGACAACAAAAAAGCAUGACACACUAAAGAGAGCACAUUUUUUUUAGAAGAUGACUUUAACUGCUUUGUUGUUGCAAAUGUUGCUCCGGACAUUUUUUCUGGAACUUUUCAAAAAUUUCCAGAAAAUGUCAGAGUGACCUCGUGUCAGAUGGUGUCGCCCCGCCCUCACCCUAAUGUUCCGGAAGUUUUCCUUCUGUGUACGAAGGCGUCCGAACUCUCCAGCUGCGUUCUUCACAAACUGUCCAGAUCCAAUCUUCCGGACAUUUGAAAACCGCUUUAAUGAAACUCUUUGUUCCAAAAAAAAAUCUAAUUCAAGCUUAAAUCUGUUGGACAUUAAAUUUUAUGCAAAGGCCUAAAAAAAGAAAAUACGGUUCUGUUCUUAAAUCCUUUGCAGUCAUAUGCCAGACAUGACAUUUUUUCUGCCUCACCUCAUUUUUUGGGGGCCUGUACUGUCUUCUGUGUGCAAAAUGGUAAAAUCAUCAGAAACUGGGGGAAGAAAGCCAAUGGUGUCAGUAAAUGUCUUGUCUGAUCAACAUUUAACCUCAAAAUAUUCCGUUUGUUGUAAUGUACAAUAAAAAAAGAGGUCAUUUAGGAGCUGGAACCAUCAA
Scophthalmus maximus (turbot) is the source of this 23231-nucleotide messenger RNA. RefSeq names its product nesprin-2. Lineage: Eukaryota; Metazoa; Chordata; Actinopteri; Pleuronectiformes; Scophthalmidae. Gene Ontology annotation, molecular function: protein binding. Bases 276 to 21743 code for a protein of 7155 amino acids. The record is from RefSeq and is a predicted model, not a curated record. Gene Ontology annotation, cellular component: membrane. The transcript is spliced from 106 exons.